Coprinopsis cinerea okayama7#130 is the source of this 1538-nucleotide messenger RNA. RefSeq lists its product as hypothetical. The transcript has a single exon. Bases 42 to 1538 code for a protein of 498 amino acids. The record is from RefSeq and is a predicted model, not a curated record. NCBI's taxonomy places the organism in Eukaryota, Fungi, Basidiomycota, Agaricomycetes, Agaricales, Psathyrellaceae.
UACAGCUCAAGAACGGGGUAAAAAAGGCAGCAAGGAUAGCCAUGCACGCUCUCGACUUCUCACCCGAACUCCUCGACUACAUCUUCGCUUGGAACGACGACGACAGCGCAUCCCUCACCGCCUGCGCGCGUGUGUGCAAACAGUGGCGCGGACCUGCGCAGUACCUCCUCUUCCAACGCGUCGCCCUCUCCAACCCCGCGUCGUUUCCCGGUCUCUUCCAGGCGCUCCAAACCCAGCCCAGUCUAACCUCAGGUCUGAAAUAUGUCAAGAUAUCCGCCAAAUCCCACCGAAGCAUCUGGUUACACGAGCCCGAGAGUGCAAACCUCGCAGCGUCGAUCCUGGACCUCCUCCCCUCCAUCUCUUCGCUGGAACUGAAGGGUCCUCGGCCGGGGCAGGGGAAACCGGACCACCCACACCGACUCGAGCGCGUCGUAUGGCGCUCCAUCGCACCCCGGCUCCGUGAAUCUGUCUCCCGGGCACUCCGUUCUCCCGACCUCACAUCCUUGCAUAUCAACGGCUGGAUAUUCAAUAUCUGGGCUCAGCAAUUCCACAACCUCGUCUUCUCCACUUCAUCCCUCAAACGCCUUGCCCUCCUCGCCUGUUUCCAGGGUAUCGGCACGCCCUCCAUGAGUAACAACACUAGUACCACCCUCUCCGAAAUGCAGAAACGCGCGCUGAGUGAGAGACUGAGCGAAAUACCCGAGGAGGCGCGGGGUGUAGAUUUGGAUGAGCUGGAGGUGCUCUUGGAUAUGUCCCAGCGCCCGGAUUUGGACCAUUCGGAGAUUAUGCCCGAGUCGGUUGUGGAGGCUAGGUCGGAGUUUGUGUUUCCUCCUGGGUGUAUCUCGUCGACGAGGGGGAUGAAGCUCAUUGUACACCUUGAUCAUGAGUACUACGCCUACCCGCAGUUGAGGGAGCAGCUGCAGACCGAGAUUGCACCGACGGUGAGGGAGUUGACGUUGAUGAAUCCGUUGUGGAGUGAGUCUGUUUUUCUGUUUUUCUAUUUCUAUUACGUGCUUGGUAUCAUGGCAUUGAAGCUAAUUCGAGAAUAUGUAGAUCUCGACAGAUUCUCACCCUCAACUAGCGACGACGACCCAGAACCAAUCUACGACCUCACACACCACACCUCCCUCCAGCACCUCACAAUCCACUACCCCUACAGCCCCCAAACCACACACCUCCCCGCGCUCCUGCACACCCUCCCAAUCAACCACCGCAACACCCUGCAAACCCUCACCAUCCUCGCCCACGUGCACCUCGGGCUCGGGAUGAUUCCAGGGCAAUUCAGCGAGGGAUACAAGGAAGGGUGGAAGAGGCUGGCGGGGACGCUGGCGGGUGGUAGGUUUACGGCGUUUAGGGAGGUGAGGGUGGUUUGGGUGUCGGAUAAGCCGCCGCAGGUGGGGUUUGAGCCGGUGGAGGUGGCGUGGUUUGGGGAGGUGGGGGUUAGGGCGAGUGUGGAGGUGAGGGCUCCCGGGGGGUGGGUUUGCAAGUGGAAUGGAGUGAAUGGGGCAGGGUCGUUGUCCUCUGGUUCUUUGAUAUAG